Molecule: messenger RNA, 297 nt
Organism: Perkinsus marinus ATCC 50983
Lineage: Eukaryota; Perkinsozoa; Perkinsida; Perkinsidae
Exons: 4
Coding region: 1-297 (98 amino acids)
Source: RefSeq, a predicted model, not a curated record
AUGCAAAACGAAGAGCUUGCUGCUCAGAGGCAAGAGAUAGAAGCUCUUCGUAACGAAAAGGGGAGCUUGGAGCAACACCAUCAAGGUCAACUACAGGACAUGGAAAAGAAUAUCGUGGGUGAUGUGCAGAAGAUACAGGAUGAGGUCAAGAGGCACUUCGGCCAACAGAAAGCUGAAAAUUCGAGAUUGCAACAGCAAAUUACUACACUGAAAGGAGAGAAGACUUCAUUACAGCAGCAGAUUUUGGGAUUGCAACGGAGGAUUCAAGAGAUCGAGGAGCAAAUCGGCACGGAUUGA